Molecule: messenger RNA, 2042 nt
Organism: Vespula pensylvanica (western yellowjacket)
Lineage: Eukaryota; Metazoa; Arthropoda; Insecta; Hymenoptera; Vespidae
Product: zinc finger CCCH-type with G patch domain-containing protein
Exons: 9
Coding region: 203-1774 (523 amino acids)
Biological process (GO): negative regulation of DNA-templated transcription; regulation of transcription by RNA polymerase II
Cellular component (GO): nucleus
Molecular function (GO): metal ion binding; RNA polymerase II cis-regulatory region sequence-specific DNA binding; DNA-binding transcription factor activity, RNA polymerase II-specific
Source: RefSeq, a predicted model, not a curated record
GUGGAUAGAGUUUGCUUUUGUAUUCUUUCCGGUUACUGCUGAUAGUGAAUUGCAUUCUUUUGUGAUGCGUUUUGCUUGUAAUGUUGGAAUUGUGUCGAAGAAUUAUUAUACAAUAAUAUUUAAUCUUUAGUAAGAUAGUUCUAUAUCAACGAUUGUUUUGAAUAAUUUGCUAACUUUUUCCUAUCUACAAAUACGUUUUACAAUGACGGAUGUUAGAACUCUGAAAGAAGCUAUAAUCCAAUAUGAAUUUCAGCUAUCCCAAAUUGUAUCUGCGUUAUCUAUGGAAACGGAGGAAAGUGAUAAAAAUGAUUUGUUAAAUUUAAAAUCAAAUCUUCAAGAAUUAAUUGAUUUGACCAAGGAAAAUUUAGAAAAACUCGAAGGAAUUGGAAGAGCUGAAAGUCCAGAUAUAAUUGAAAUUUCUAACGGCAAAGAAAAUGAUAAAACUGAUCCACUAGCGAAUGAAUAUGCCUUAUUUAAGGCAGAGAUAGAAGAUUGCUCAAACAAUUCAAAGAACAUUGAGCAAAGUAGCGAUGCUGCAGAUGCUUGGAAUGAUAUAGAAGAUGAAUUGAAGCAACUUGAGGGAAUGAAAUGUAGAGCUCGCCUCAAUAGCAGUUGGGAUAAUAGUGGUUACCACAAUGCUAUGAUAUGUUCAGUUGAUAGAAGUACUAAUCCAUCGUUGAAAUCUAUGCAUGAAAUUAAGGUCAGAGUGCUCUUUAUUAAUCCAACAUAUAAAGAAAUGCUUCCAUGUCCAUAUUUCUUUGAUGGAAAUUGUAAGUUCUCUGACGAUCAAUGUCAUUUUUCACAUGGAGAAAUAGUAUCAUUUUCCAAUCUGCAGGAAUAUAAAGAACCUAAGUACGAAAAUAUUAAGACAGGCAAUAGAGUACUAGUAAAACAAAACAAUAAUCUAUGGUAUAGAUCAGUUGUAAUAAAAUUGCCUGAUGAAAUUGAAGAAGUUUUUCGUGUAAAACUUGAAGCAAAAGGUGAUAUUGCAGAAGUAGCUUUACAAGAUCUUGUACCUCUUGACUCUACAGAUUCAGAAAUAUCUGAUGCAUCUGAUGACAGUGAAACUGAUAACAAUGAGAAAGAUUAUACUACAGAAAAGUUAAUAGACAAAUCUCUAUUAACAUCACCAUCUACUCUGGGACAUUGGGAAAAACAUACACGUGGUAUAGGUAGUAAAUUAAUGGAAAAAAUGGGUUAUGUAAGAGGUACAGGUUUAGGGAAAAGAGCAGAUGGAAGAAUAGAACCUAUUGAACCUGUAAUAUUACCAGCUGGUAGAUCUUUAGAUCAUUGUAUGGAGUUACGUGAAAUAGCUGGUAAUGACAAAAAUCUAUUUUCUGCAGAAUUUAAAAUGCGUAAAAAGCAACAAAAGUUAGAACAACAAAGGCAGAGAGAAUAUGAAAGAGAAAAGAAAAACGAACGAAAUAAUAUAUUCAAUUUCUUAAAUACGACACUAAAUGCAACAUUAGUUGAAAAUAAAAAUAAAGAUGUUGCCAGUACAUCAAAGUCUAAAUGUAAUGUGAAAGCAGAGUCAAACUGGAAUUUAAAUGUGGCAAACUUUCAAAUAGGUGAAGGUAUCAGCCGACUAGAAAGAGAAUCAUUGAAACUUAAAAAUUCAAUGACAAGACAUUCAAAAGAUAGCGCGCCUUACAAAAAUAUUCUAGCACAGUACAAUCAGAAACAAAAGGAACUUACUGAGUUACGUACUUGUGAAAAAAAUAUUAUAGCUGAACAAACUCAAAGAAAAAACAAAGCAAAAUUGUCUAUAUUUUAAAGUAGAUAAUAAAAAAAAAAAAAUGCGUAUGUUUGAUACCAACCCAAACUAAAUAGAUUAAAAAAUCUUGUACAAAAUAUCUUGGCAUAUACAAAAAAUUUUGUACGAUAUAUAUAUAUAUAUACACACACACACACACAUGUAUGCAUAUAUAUAAUGUAUAAGUAAUCAUUAAAAGAAUGUAACUUCUAUUAAAAUGACUACUAUUUCAAAUGUUGCUUUAUGUAUAUAUUAAUCGUAAUGAAAUACAUUUCUCAUUUUUCUUUCA